AUUUUUUAUACUUAUUAAAAAAAAAAAGUGAGACAAAAUGAUUCGGUGCUUCGCGAGGACACCACUAAUAGGUGCUCCCUUCAUCUCCACCGUCCAUUUCACAUCUCCACCAUCUAUCCGAAUCUUCGCAUCUCGUUCUCCAUCAUCAUCAUCAUCAUCAUCAUCAUCAUCAUCGACAGUUGCAGCAUCUAGAAGAUCAAUAAUAUCUCUGUCAAUUAUCGCCGUCACGUCUUCCGUCGUCUCCUCCGUUUGCUUCACUUCUCCGGCACUAGCUGAAUUCUCUGAAAUCCCUAAUUCCGGCGGAGUUAAAGCUCUCGACCUCCGAAUCGGCGAUGGUGAAGUCCCCAUUGAAGGAGAUCAGAUUGAAAUACAUUACUAUGGGAGAUUGGCUGCGAAGCAAGGAUGGAGAUUUGAUUCAACUUAUGAUCAUAAAGACAGUAAUGGUGAAGCUGUUCCUUUCACAUUCGUCCUUGGUUCUAGCAAAGUAAUUCCGGGGAUUGAAACAGCCGUAAGGUCGAUGAAAGUAGGCGGGAUUCGUCGGGUGAUUAUACCUCCGUCUCAAGGAUACCAGAAUACAUCACAAGAGCCUCUCCCACCAAACUUCUUUGACAGACAGAGACUCUUCACGACUAUCUUUAACCCAACACGUCUCGCCAAUGGAGAAGGUUCUACUCUUGGAACUCUUGUUUUUGACAUCGAACUUGUCAGCACCAGACGCCUUCACCGAUAAGUCAUAUUGUCCUAGUACUUUUGUUUAAGUGAAUAGAAAUUUCAACUUUAGAUAUAAAUGAAGUUGAUCAUUUGUCUGUCACUUGGCUCCCUGCUUUGCAUUCGUAUUACACUUGUGUGUAGAGAAAAAUGGUUGCUAAAUAAUAGACAACGAAACGUUGC
Messenger RNA from Arabidopsis arenosa, 891 nucleotides. The record is from the annotation of a GenBank genome assembly. NCBI's taxonomy places the organism in Eukaryota, Viridiplantae, Streptophyta, Magnoliopsida, Brassicales, Brassicaceae.